Molecule: messenger RNA, 1395 nt
Organism: Thrips palmi
Lineage: Eukaryota; Metazoa; Arthropoda; Insecta; Thysanoptera; Thripidae
Product: sialin-like
Exons: 8
Coding region: 1-1350 (449 amino acids)
Biological process (GO): transmembrane transport; monoatomic anion transport
Molecular function (GO): transmembrane transporter activity
Source: RefSeq, a predicted model, not a curated record
AUGGACGGCAGCGCGGCGGCAGCGCCGAGUGAAGAACGGCGACUUGAGGGUCUUCUUGUUCUCCAGGACGGCGACUUCGAGUGGGACGAGGGCUACCAGGGCUUCAUCCUGUCGGGGUUCUUCUACGGCUACGCGGUGGGCCAGCUGCCCGGCGGGCUUUUGGCGGAGCGGCUCGGCGGCAAGCUGGUGUUCGGCGUGGGCACCCUGGGCACCGCCCUGCUCACCAUCGCCAGCCCCUUCCUGGCCCGCGCCGGUGGCGGCUGGUUCUUCGCCGUGCGCCUCCUGGAGGGGCUCUUCGAGGGCGUCACCUUUCCCGCCAUCCAGUACAUGAUCUCCAAGUGGGCCCCGCCGGCCGAGCGCAGUCGCUUCGCGACGGUGUAUACAGGCGGCUACCUGGGCACCGUGAUCUGCAUGCCGGUGAGCGGCCUGCUGUGCGACAUGGACUUCCUGAGCGGCUGGCCCAUGGCCUUCUACGUGUUCGGCGCGCUGGGCGUGCUGUGGUACAUCCCGUGGCACUUGUGCGUCUUCGACACGCCGGCCCAGCACCCCAGGAUCGACCCCCGCGAGCGCGAGUACAUCGAGAACGCGCUGGGGAAGGUGCCGGCCAAGAAAAAACUGGCCAUCCCGUGGGGGAAGUUAUUGAGGACGCCGGGGCUGUGGGCAUGCGCGUCCAUGCACCUGGGCAUCGGCUGGGCCUUCUUCACGCUGCUCACCUGCCUGCCCACCUACAUGUCCGAGAUCCUGCACUUCGACAUUAAGAGCAACAGCGCGCUGUCAGCCAUCCCCUACGUGGCGGGCGGCACGGCCAGCGUCGUCUUCGGCCUGCUGCUGGACCUCGUCAUCACCCGGGAGUACGUGAGCAAACUGACGGCCUACAAGAUCUUCAACGGCAUCACCGCGCUGGGCCCCGCGCUGACGUUGAUCCUGGUGACGGUGGUGGGGUGUGACACGGUCAGCAUCCUGGUGCUGCUGGCGUUCAACGGCCUGUUCCUGGGCGCGCAGUACACCGGCAACUCCAUCAACCUGCUCCUGCUCGCGCCCAACUUCUCCGGCACCAUGUUGGGCAUCUCCAACACGUUCGCCAACGGCGCGGGCAUCCUGGCGCCGUACGCUGUCGGCAUCCUCACUAACAACAACCAAACAAUCACUGCAUGGAACAUCGUGUUCUACAUAAGUGCCGGGAUCGGAGUGGUCACGUACAUUGUCUACUUGGUUCUCUGCCAAGGCGAAGUGCAACCAUGGAAUGACCCAGAACAAUCAGAUACCAAAAGUACAACAGAAAUGGUACCAGCAUCAGACAAAUUGGAAAUUUCAAGAAUUGGCAUAGAAAAUCCUGCAUACCAAGCAUAGCUGAUCAAGAACCAUCGGUCAGCUACAUCUUUCCUGUCACUCCUC